Aspergillus steynii IBT 23096 is the source of this 1893-nucleotide messenger RNA. Its product is annotated as WD40 repeat domain-containing peptidylprolyl isomerase. Gene Ontology annotation, biological process: protein peptidyl-prolyl isomerization; protein folding. Bases 1 to 1893 code for a protein of 630 amino acids. Gene Ontology annotation, molecular function: peptidyl-prolyl cis-trans isomerase activity; protein binding. The record is from RefSeq and is a predicted model, not a curated record. NCBI's taxonomy places the organism in Eukaryota, Fungi, Ascomycota, Eurotiomycetes, Eurotiales, Aspergillaceae. The transcript has 3 exons.
AUGGCAGCCGAGGACGAUCGCUCGCAACCCGUCUCGUCCAAGAGACCGCACUCCGCCGUCGAUGGCGCCCAGGACGACGGAAACGACUCAUCCUCCGAUGAUGAUUUUGGCCCGGCCCUUCCCUCUGCCGAUGCGCCCAAAAAGAAGCGACGGAAGCUCCCUUUCGAGAAGGUCUACGUGAACGCCCUGCCCGCCUCGCCGCGAUACUCCAAAUCGCUCAUGCACAAGGACCAAUUGUCGUUCGUGACCAUGUCGCCGCACACGGACUUCCUGAUCACCUCGUCCAUUGACGGCUUUGUCAAAUUCUGGAAGAAAAUGGCGGUCGGCGUCGAGUUUGUCAAGGAGUUCCGCGCCCACAACGGCGAGGUGAGGAGCGACAGCGUCAGCGCCGAUGGCAGGAGUUUUGCGACGACAGGGGCCGAUAAAACGGUGAAGAUUUUCGACGUCAUCACUUUUGACCUACUCGCUAUGAUCACUCUCGAAUUCGUCCCGCGCUGCGUCUGCUGGGUCCAUCGCCGAGGCGCAUCACUACCGCUGCUGGCGGUGACGGACGAAGGGAGCAGUACGAUUCAGAUCUUUGACGGGCGUGGGGAGAACGUCAGUCCCCUGCAUACCGUCAAGUCCAUCCACCGAAGCCCCGUGGCGGCCAUUGCCUUCAACGAUGCCUACGAUUGCGUGGUUUCCGCCGACGAAUCGGGAAUGAUAGAAUACUGGCGAGCCGGAGAUGGCUCCUUCGAGAAGCCCGACAAUGUGUUUGAGCUGAAGUCAUCCACCAACCUGUUCGAAUUUAAAAAGUCCAAAUCGACUCCGACCUCCUUGACCAUCUCCCCCUCCGGCGAGCAGUUCGCCGCGAUGUCUUUCCCCGACCGCCAGGUUCGAGUGUUCGACUUCGCCAGCGGCAAACUGCAUCGCAAAUACGACGAGUCGCUAUCCACCAUCACCGACAUGCAGCAGGCCGGUACCGCCAUCUACCAGCUGGACGAGCUGGAGUUCGGCCGUCGGCUGGCGGUGGAGCGUGAACUCGAGAACCCCGUCACCCAGCCCCGAGUCAACGUCAUCUUCGACGAGUCCGGACACUUCAUUCUCUACGGCUCGCUGUACGGUGUCAAGUGCAUCAACACCUACACCAACCGCGUGGUGCGCGUCUACGCCAAGGACGAACCCUUCCGGGCGCUCAACCUCGCCAUGUACCAGGGACAACCGCAGCGGAAGGGCGUGAUGACCGUCUCCAUGGCCGCCAGUUCGAACCCUCUCCUCCAGGAGGCCGAGGAGCGCGACCCGAUUCUCGUCAGCACGGGCUUCGCCAAGCUACGGUUCUACCUCUUCACCAACGAGGUGGAGGUCUCCAAGUCCUCGCGGGACGUGCAGAACGAACGGCCCACGCAGGCCGCCAGCGGCCGCGAAACAGCCACCCAGAAGGCCAAGGAGCUGGGGACGUCGGCCAUUCUGCAUACCACGAUGGGCGACAUCCACCUGCGACUGUUCCCGUCGGCCGCACCUAAGGCCGUCGAGAACUUCGUGACCCACGCGCGCAACGGCUACUACAACAACACCAUCUUCCACCGCGUGAUCCGGAAGUUCAUGAUCCAGGGCGGCGACCCUAUGGGCGACGGCACGGGUGGCGAGUCCAUCUGGGGCGGCGAGUUCGAGGACGAGUUUUCCAGUCUGAAGCAUGACAAGCCCUACACGCUAUCCAUGGCCAACGCGGGCCCCAAUACCAACGGCAGUCAGUUCUUCAUCACGACGGAGAAGACGAGUUGGCUGGACAACAAGCAUACGGUGUUUGGCCGCGCCGUGCAGGGUCUCGACAUCGUGCACAAGAUCGAGAAUACGAAAACGUUCAAGGAAAAACCGGAGCAUGACAUUAAGAUUGUCAGCAUCACGGUGUCGUGA